Molecule: messenger RNA, 801 nt
Organism: Arachis ipaensis
Lineage: Eukaryota; Viridiplantae; Streptophyta; Magnoliopsida; Fabales; Fabaceae
Source: RefSeq, a predicted model, not a curated record
AUGUUAGGGUUGAUAGAGACGAAAAAGGAGUUGGUGACUAAGUUUGAUGUUAUGCGUAUUUGGGGUAGAGAUGGAGCUAGUUGGGAGUUUGUAAGUUCAGUUGGGGCUUCAGGAGGCUUAUGGCUAAUAUGGAAUGAAUCAAUAUUCAAAUUGACAAAUUGUUAUAAAGGAGAUAGAUGGCUGUGUGUAGAAGGGGUUGUGAUGAAAGAUAAUUUUCACUGUGCUAUUUGUCUGGUAUAUGGACCACGUGUGAGAUCAGAGAAGAUAGUAGUGUGGAAAGAGUUGAGCUAUAUUGCAGGGUUGUGUCAGGUGCCGUUCUAUUUUUUGGGUGAUUUCAAUGAAAUUAUGCAUUUGGAAGAAAGGAAAGAAUCGACUACCCUAUCAGCGUCUGCGGAGGACUUUAGAGCUUGGGUAAAUGAUAUGGAGCUGGUUGGCUUGCCGCUGAAUGAUCGGAGGUAUACAUGGUUUAGGGGGAGCUCGUGCAGUCGAAUAGACAAGAGCCUUAUUACCUUGGGGUGGUUAGAGAUGUAUCUGGGGACACGACUAAGGGGAGGUCCAAGAGGAUUAUCAGAUCACUGCACGUUGAUUAUGGAAGAGAACAGAACGUUUGAUGGCCCAAGACCUUUUCGGAGCCUGGACUCGUGGUUCACGCAUGAAGGCUUUCUAAGGAUAGUGAAGGACGAGUGGAGGGAGUUAGGAGAUAUACAAUUCCUAGACAAGAUGAAAGCGCUGUCAGUUCCAGUUCGGAGAUGGCACAAGCAGCACUUUGGGAAUAUAUCUGAGAGGAAAAGGAAGUUUUAA